UUGAAUGCCACAUUGAACCGCAGUGAAGUUUCUGCUCAGCUCUAACGCAUUCUGUCGUCCUGCAGACAGCAUCAUGGGCUGUGUGGGCUCAAAGGAGCAGCAGAAGUACCCCAGCAAAGACACGGAUAACAGCGACCAGCAGAACAGAGCUCAGGUACACUAUGUCAGAGACCCCACCUCUGGAAGCAAAGCUGCCGCCAAACUGCCUUCUAAUGCAACCUCUUCAGAUGGUGAGAGUGUCGCCAUUGCACUGUUCGACUAUGAGGCGAUUCAUGAAGGAGACCUUGGCUUCAAGAAGGGAGAUAAACUCAGAAUUUUGGAGGAGUCAGGCGAGUGGUGGAGAGCUAUGUCCAUCAGCACAGGAAAGGAAGGCUACAUUCCCAGCAAUUAUGUAGCCAAAGAUACUCUGGAGACAGAGGAUUGGUUCUUUAAGGGUGUUAGCAGAAAGGACGCCGAGCGGCAGCUCCUGGCCCCGGGGAAUCGAGUCGGAUCCUUCAUGAUCCGAGACAGUGAGACUACAAAGGGUAGCUACUCUCUGUCCGUCAGGGAUCUCGACCCCCAGGCCGGUGACACAGUUAAACAUUAUAAAAUUCGAACUCUGGACAACGGAGGAUUUUACAUCUCACCACGCAUCACCUUCAGCACACUGCAAGAGCUGGUCGGCCAUUACAAGAAACAGGGAGAUGGCCUCUGCCAAACUCUGACCAACGCAUGUUUGAGCCCCAAACCUGAAAAGCCUUGGGAAAAGGAUGCCUGGGAAAUCCCAAGAUCUUCACUGAAGUUAGAAAAGAGACUUGGUGCAGGACAGUUUGGAGAAGUUUGGAUGGCUACUUACAAUAAGCACACCAAGGUAGCUGUGAAGACCAUGAAGCCAGGCAGUAUGUCAGUGGAAGCUUUCUUGAUGGAAGCCAACCUGAUGAAGAGUCUACAGCACGACAAACUGGUUCGACUCAACGCUGUGGUCACCAAAGAAGAGCCCAUCUAUAUCAUUACUGAGUACAUGGAAAAAGGCAGUUUGUUGGACUUCUUAAAGAGUGACGAAGGCAACCGUGUCCAGCUUCCCAAACUUAUUGACUUCUCUGCCCAGAUUGCAGAAGGCAUGGCAUACAUUGAACAGAAGAACUACAUCCACAGAGACUUGAGAGCUGCCAACAUCCUGGUCAAUAAGUCCUUAGUGUGCAAAAUUGCUGACUUUGGCCUUGCUCGUAUCAUUGAGGACAAUGAAUACACAGCCAGAGAAGGAGCUAAGUUCCCAAUCAAAUGGACGGCCCCUGAAGCCAUCAACUAUGGCUCCUUCACAAUAAAAUCAGACGUCUGGUCCUUUGGAAUUUUGUUGACUGAGAUUAUCAGUUACGGACGCACCCCCUACCCAGGAAUGACCAAUCCAGAGGUAAUCCGUUCUCUGGAGAAAGGCUACCGAAUGCAGCGCCUUGACAGCUGUCCCACUGAACUUUAUGAGAUCAUGCUGGAGUGCUGGAAGAACAAGCCAGAGGACCGUCCCACCUUCGACUACCUGCAGAGUGUCCUGGAAGAUUUCUACACAGCCACAGAGAGCCAGUACCAGCAGCAGCCAUGAGAUAUGAUUCAUUAAUAUGUGCUGAAGGUUCAGUUUGUGUCUGCAGUAGUGCAGUUCAGGCCACAAACCCUGUCAGUUUAGCUCUCUUGUCUCUUAUUUACACACACGACACAGCAAUAAUAGUAGGGACUGUACAGAAAUUAUUAGCAGAUAAUUACUUUUACUUUUGAAAGAUAGGUCUUUACAUGUUUGCUAUUUAAUAAAGAAAAGCUCCCUGUUUUAAAAGAGAAGGAACUACAGGGUUGGAAAGGUUUAGCUAACACACCAGUUUCUAAAAGUGAAUCUCCAUUUGUGUCCACUGUGGACAGCCCACAAAGACUCACUGUCUAAAAGAAUUUGAUGCUUACUUUAUGUAAAUUGAGAGUCACAAUAAUUCCAUAGUACUAAAACUCCAACUCAAUAGGUGGUAAAAAGACAUUA
Messenger RNA from Poecilia latipinna (sailfin molly), 1996 nucleotides. RefSeq names its product HCK proto-oncogene, Src family tyrosine kinase (gene hck). Gene Ontology annotation, molecular function: ATP binding; protein binding; protein tyrosine kinase activity. The transcript is spliced from 12 exons. NCBI's taxonomy places the organism in Eukaryota, Metazoa, Chordata, Actinopteri, Cyprinodontiformes, Poeciliidae. Bases 74 to 1576 code for a protein of 500 amino acids. The record is from RefSeq and is a predicted model, not a curated record. Gene Ontology annotation, biological process: protein phosphorylation.